AUGCUUGACGCUAAAGGAAAGGCGAUUCUAGUGACUGGAUGCGAUAGUGGAUUCGGAUUUAUUCUUGCAAAGGAUUUGAAAAACAUGGGGUGCAAAGUUUUCGCCUCAGUAAUCAAUGAAAAAGGCGACAGUGCAAAAACCCUGAAGGGUAAUGGAAUCACUGUAUUUCAAUGCGAUGUUUCAAAAGAUCAAGAUAUCGAAAAACUCAUCGAAGUUAUCGAAAAGGAAUUGGACGGUAAACCGCUUUGGGGUAUCGUGAACAAUGCUGGCAUUUCUGCAUUCGGCGAUGUAGAAUGGACCUCGAUUGAAAUUUACAAAAAGCUCAUGGAUGUAAACGUGUGGGGAGUAGCGCGUGUCUCCAAGGCCCUGAUACCCUUGAUGCGGAAUGAAGGCGGCAGAAUUGUGGUCAUGGCGUCUGGGCUCGGCAGAAUUAUGCAACCGAGCAGAUCUCCUUACGCUAUUUCAAAGUGGGCUGUCGAAGCGCUCGGGGAAGCCCUAAGGCUAGAACUGCAUAAAUACAGUAUUGAUGUGUCGAUUCUGGAGCCGGGUAACUAUUUGGGAGGAACCCAAAUUUUGAACCCGGAGCGGAUCAAGGAACUAACCGAAAAGCUCUGGAGCGGUGUAGAUGACCGCACGAGGAAAUACUACCCAAGAGAUGUCUUUGAAAAAAGAGUUCAAGAGCUCACAGGGUCGUGUCAGAAUUCUCGAGAACAAUGA
Molecule: messenger RNA, 717 nt
Organism: Oikopleura dioica
Lineage: Eukaryota; Metazoa; Chordata; Appendicularia; Copelata; Oikopleuridae
Source: the annotation of a GenBank genome assembly